GCAGGGCGCUUACGUGGUGUCCUGGUUGAACGAGGCGCAGAUCAAGCCUCGGUGCCCCGCGGGACCGUCCGGUGUCUCCUGGGACUCCAUCCCGGCCGCCGAUGGUCCUCUCUUGUCGCUGGCCGAGGUCGGAGGCCUUGGGUUCGGAUCGAUCCCUGCCGAAACCCCGCUCCCCUCCUCUGCUCCCCGACUCCAAGCGCCACGCUCACACUUGAGGGAGAGGAAUGUCCGGACAAGCUGUGUCAAAUGGCACACAUGUGUCACCGAUUACACCCUCACAAGUCUGGAGAGAGAAUAAAACAGAAGACACAAGUCCCCGGUGAAUCGCCUCACUUUGACCGGACGAUACUGUUAUUAUUAUGUUAUUAACUUCCAAUAUUCAGACAACAAAACAAAAACAGCUGAUGGGAGGAUGCGUCACACCGAGGCACGCUGCUAUUGGCUGACCGCAGCAGGUCAAGAUCUCCUCUCCGCUGUUUUAAUUGGUCGAGCUGCUGAGAGUCUCUGAUUGAUUGCUCAAUGUGCCAGUCGAUCAAAUAAGAACCGCCCACUUUGAAAAACGCGUGCUGAUUGGCCAGCUACACUUUCAGUCUUGUCACGAGGAAUUGUUAUGAUAAUUUCAUUGGAUAAAAUAUGGAGAACAUCAAACCUUAUUUACUGCCUGACCGUGCCUCGACACAACAGCGAGCCACCCUGGGAGAUGUGACAACAAACUGAUAUAAUCAUGAAAAGCGUAUCACAACUACACAUAAAAAGAGUGUAGGAGGUCUUAGUGCGGAUGAAUUUAUGUAUCACAGAAUCCAGUGGUGACUUUCUGCAUAUUCUUUACAUAGUUUGGCCCCAACACUCCUCCAAAGUGAAUUUGAAAUAAAUUCUUGCGCGGUGCAGUGAACGCAUCUUCGACCUCGCAAACGCAGCUGUAAAUUCACGCUCUAACGAAAUUCAAUCUGAAAUCAAAUCGAUUUAUUUUUCUCAAAACUAUUUCCUUGACGUCACGAUAUCCGCGCGGGCUCCUUUAAGGUUGCCAGGGGUUACGGCUCACAUGUCAGAACGAGGAGAAUUGACGUCAAUGACGGCUCGUGAUUGGUCCUAACCCGUAUCCGGUGGGGCAGCGGUCCAGGGCUUGGGAAAAAAUCGAAGCUAGGGUCUGCUAACUGUACACUUUGAGAAAUACCAUCCAUCCCGAGUCGCUGUCGAAGGGCUCGGUAGGAAAUUAUAGUUUCUUUCCAGAGGUUAGAGGUCAAGGAGCAGGGUUGCGUUUGUCGUCAUGGCGUCGGGCAGUACGAGCAGCGAGGAGGAGCGGAGCCUGAGGGAGUGUGAGCAGUACGUGCAGAAACACAACAUCCAACAGCUGCUGAAGGACUGCAUCGUCCAGCUGUGCACCUCCAGGCCAGACAGGCCCAUGGCCUUCCUCAGGGAGUACUUCGAGAGACUGGAGAAGGAGGAGGCCAAGCAGAUUCAGAACCAGCAGAAGGCCAACAGUUCCCGUUCAGACUCCCGUGAUGAGGAGGUGUCUCCACCCAUGAACCCUGUGGUGAAGGGUCGCAGGCGGAGAGGAGCCUUCAGCGCAGAGGUUUAUACAGAGGAGGAUGCAGCCUCUUACGUCAGAAAGGUCAUUCCUAAAGACUACAAGACGAUGGCAGCCUUGGCCAAAGCCAUUGAAAAGAACGUGCUCUUCUCACAUCUGGACGACAACGAGAGGAGUGACAUAUUUGAUGCAAUGUUUCCUGUUACCUACAUUGCUGGGGAAACGGUUAUUCUGCAGGGUGAUGAAGGAGACAAUUUCUAUGUCAUUGACCAAGGGGAGAUGGAUGUGUACGUGAACAACGACUGGGUGACAAGCAUCGGGGAGGGAGGCAGCUUCGGAGAGCUGGCCCUGAUCUACGGCACCCCGAGGGCCGCCACCGUCAGAGCCAAGACCAACGUCAAGCUGUGGGGCAUCGACAGAGACAGCUACAGGAGAAUACUCAUGGGAAGCACCUUGAGAAAGAGGAAGAUGUACGAGGAGUUCCUCAGGAAAGUGUCCAUCUUAGAGUCUCUGGACAAAUGGGAGCGUCUCACAGUCGCUGACGCCUUGGAGCCCGUCCAGUUUGAGGAUGGACAGAAGAUCGUGGUGCAGGGAGAGCCUGGAGAUGAGUUCUUCAUCAUCCUGGAGGGUUCUGCAGCUGUGCUACAGCGUCGCUCAGAGAACGAGGAGUUUGUGGAGGUGGGGAGGUUAGGACCAUCUGACUACUUUGGUGAGAUCGCCCUGCUGAUGAAUCGUCCCCGUGCUGCCACCGUGGUCGCCCGCGGCCCUCUGAAGUGUGUGAAGCUCGACCGGCCUCGCUUCGAGCGCGUCCUGGGUCCUUGUUCGGACAUUCUCAAACGCAACAUCCAACAGUACAACAGCUUUGUCUCGCUGUCUGUCUGAAGGGGCGUUUCUCUGCACCCACCCUUACCCUCCACCCUUUCCCCAUAACCCUCUUUCCCCCUUUUAGACCCAGGGUCCACCAAUGCAAUUUGCUUUACGUAACUUUUCUUUUUAUUUCUGUUUCGCUUUUCUUCCCCCCUUUUUGUUAUACACAAACACACACAUUCAUUUUAUUGUUACUACCAGUCACACAGAGGUGACUUUUAGCCAUUCACCAGCGCUUGUACCAGCUGCUGUUCGCUACCUUAUAGGCACAGUUACAUUACAUGUUACCUGUCAUUAAUGUAUUUGCAGAUUUAUGCUUUCUUUUCGGACUUUAAAACGCAAAGCAGGAUUGUUUGGAGAUCUGACAGACGUUAGGGUCUCUGACUGAUGAGAUAGGACAAUCACACUUAACAUGGUGAAGUCGGCGCUCUUGGCGAAUUUGUUCCAGAUUUAUGUUGUAGAUUGAUUCAAGUCAACAGAGGACCGCUUCAUCUCCGUCUAAGAGUUUCGUGUUGAGACAUCAGAUAGCUAGAUUAGAUAUAUAAUGUAGAGCAGAACCUAGAUACUGUAGAAGGCAGGAAGCAUAUGAUUGCAUCUAAUUUUGUCAACCAUUUAUAGGUUUAAGCUAUGGUAACCAAUGGUUGUACUCCAUUUGUCAUUUUUAGUUACCCUCAGUCGGUAUGAUGAAUUUGUUUUACCUAGUUUGAGAGAGCCUGUACAACUUAAGGGUUUUUAUUUCAUUGUACAGCUACCAGGCUAGUGCCAAAUGUUGAUUAUCGUCAUGACACAAAGAUGCAUAGCCGUGGAAAUACAGUGCGUGUUCUGCUCCGAACUUCUUGGAGCUCAAAACAGGAAGUAGUUGUUACCACAUUGUCCUCUAAUUGGUAGAAAAACCAUAGAAGAACUGCCUUGACUCCUCUGAGAAAACAAAAGUAAGAGUAUUAAGUGUAUUUCAGUAUUCAGAAUUUUUAAGUAUACACCAAAUAACUUCGUCACUCUUCUGCUAUGGUUUGUAAUCAAAAUGUUAUUAUAGUAUAGUUAAAAUUAUCAUAGUUAUAUUAUUAUCAUCAUUGACUAAAUGAUGAACUAAUGUUUUGGCUAUGGUUUGGAGUGAUGGUGAUCUUAAAAAAAAAUAUGUUUAACUGUCUUUUGUAAACACUUAUUUUUCCAUAAAUUCUAUUUUAGGUGUCCAGUGCCACAAAGUAAAUAAAUGCUUCUUCUUGUCAACCGACAAAACAGUAUGUAAUUGUAUUGUGUAAAACGUCAUGGGUUAAACCUUUUUUUUUUUUUUUUUUUUUAAAGUAGGUCAAACGGGUAAUUGAGUUAUUGGAGUGAAGUGAAAAAAAUAGAUGGUUUUGUGGAUUCAGGGCCUCUGAGUAUUUAUGUAUCGAUGCAUCACACGCGAGACAGACAGCAUCGAAUAGCUGCCCAACCUGAGGACCAGAGGCAUUUACCAGGCAGACAGACAGACAGCGAGAGAGAGAGAGCGGAUAUUUAUUUAAAGCUAGUGUCAUUGCUUAUGCCUGUUGAAAAGGUGACUGUCCUUUCAUCAGAGUAGCUUGUGAUCUGUUCUCUAUGCUUACGUGGCAUAACGUUUUAGGCAUCCAGUGAUCCGGUGUGAAUGGAGGCGUGUAUUAAAAAGUUAUUUAAAAAAAAAAAAAAAAAACAUUAAAAAGCAGCUCCAUGCAGAAGCAGGAUCUUUGUCAGAUAUUUGGUUAGUUACUCCCCCACCCCCAGCUUAACUGCUUGAUGAAGUUUAAGAUGGCAUAACAUGUAAUUUUGUCCCUUUUUUUUUUUUUUUUUCUUUUUUUGACUAUCACCAACUCGCACAACUUCUUGAUUACAGGCCUAUAACUCUUCAUUCCUGCUUCACUGCUUGUUACUUUUUCUUAAAUAUUACCUAAUGUUUAUCAAUUUCAAAGCUUUUUUGUUAUUCUCAUUUUCUGUUACAGUAUGUCUCCAUUCUGAGACCUUGUAUGAACAGAAUGGAUGAUUGAUUGACUGAUGAGUGGAUGGAUUGACUGAUUGUAUGUCCAAAAAGUUUUGAUUUUGGCGUUGAUUGCAGAGUAGUCAGCUUAGAGUGAUGAGUGUUUUUCAUAAUGGACACCGUUAUAUUUUUCUUUACAGUUAAACUGAUCCCGACCCUCAGGAAUUCCUUGUUGAUUUGGUUACAUUUGGAUUUGUGUCAUCAGCUUUCUUGUGUAUGACAACACAUCCUCUUUAUCCUGAUCUACAGGAAAUGACUCCGAUAGGGGUUUAGGGUUUGACUCACUUUUGUCAGCGUAUGGUUUUCAUGUAAAUAAGAGCGACAUCGUCAUCUUGAGUUUUAGUCCAGACAUUUUUAGUCACACUGCAAUCGUCCCGGUUUGCCUUAGCUUACCUAACCUGGGCUUACAGUAGUAGCCAGUCACUCCUGCUAGCCCGAACUUCAGCAAGUUUGUUAGACCUGCAGCACGAAGAGCUGCAGGUAUAUCAGAGGACCAUUCUUUUUCUAUUCUACCCUGUAUUCAGUUUGACCUCCUGUAUGUGCAAAGACGUUUAUCCUUUUGGUAUAGAUUGUUCCAGAUGGCAGUUUAAGCAAUAAAAAGUAAAAAGAAUCGA
Myripristis murdjan (pinecone soldierfish) is the source of this 4996-nucleotide messenger RNA. It is a transcript of the gene prkar1ab, whose product is annotated as protein kinase, cAMP-dependent, regulatory, type I, alpha (tissue specific extinguisher 1) b. The record is from RefSeq and is a predicted model, not a curated record. Gene Ontology annotation, cellular component: cytosol; cAMP-dependent protein kinase complex. Lineage: Eukaryota; Metazoa; Chordata; Actinopteri; Holocentriformes; Holocentridae. Gene Ontology annotation, molecular function: cAMP binding; cAMP-dependent protein kinase inhibitor activity; protein kinase A catalytic subunit binding. Gene Ontology annotation, biological process: negative regulation of cAMP-dependent protein kinase activity. The coding region runs from base 1268 to 2410 and encodes 380 amino acids. The transcript has 11 exons.